This is a messenger RNA of Sander lucioperca (pikeperch), 1170 nucleotides long. RefSeq lists its product as uncharacterized. Bases 181 to 873 code for a protein of 230 amino acids. Lineage: Eukaryota; Metazoa; Chordata; Actinopteri; Perciformes; Percidae. The transcript has 2 exons. The record is from RefSeq and is a predicted model, not a curated record.
CUGCCAGUAGGGGGCAGCAUCACGCCUCACAGCGUACAAUCUGCCGGGAAUCCAUUAGUGGAAGAAGAAGGGAAGUAGUUGUUGUUGCUAGCCAACGUCCUGCUAUCACUGUUUACAAGUGAGAUGCUGCUAAAGUCGCACAUAAACCCUUGAUCUUUUUACAUUUAAGACUUAGUUACGAUGCCGUGGAGGUGCUGUGUUCCUGGGUGUAAAGGCUACGACGAGGCGAAGUCUAUGGGGGUUGUUUUUCACGGUUUACCGACCAGAGACCCGCAGCGCUGCAAAACAUGGCUGAAAGCGAUCCAGAGCCCCCGGUUUGACGAAAACACUCCGGUCUCUAAAUACAGCGGGGUAAGAGUGUGCAGCCUGCACUUUCAGCCCGAGGACUACGAAGAGGACUUCCGGGCUAAGAUACUGAACAUAGCGCCCAAGCCGGUGCUCAAGAGCGGCGCUGUGCCGUCAGUGUUCCCCGGGAGAGAGCCCUCUGAGCCGGGCAGAACUGAGACGUCUCCCCCGGCUCCGAAGAGAAGCAGAACUCAAGCGCCCUGCUCCUCCCAGCCCCCCCCAGCAGCAGCAGAAGAUGACAGUUUCUGCAUCGUGGUGUCAGUCGACCCUUUGGACCACAGCUUCCACUCGGAACCAGACUUCAACCCAACGACAUCGGAGGACGAAGAAGACGCCGACAAAGACUGCGCUAUAGUGCACGCCCGCAGCCUGAUGGAGCUGUUCAGGAUGUGUCAGACGUGCGGGCAGCCAAUCACGGAGAAGGAGCUGUUCCACUCGGGUGCUCAGAUGAGGGUGAAAUGGGGCUGUCACGGUGGACACUCUGGGGUGUGGAAGUCCUCCCCUCACAUGAGAGACACACUUCCUUGAACUCUGUGGGCGCGUCCCAGGUUCUUACAUCUUUAGUCUCCGCGGCAUCGUUAUGUUAGCCGCCGUGACUCAGGGCUCAGCCAGCGGCCGCAGCGAGGGCAACGUUGACAGUCCCGGAGAUGGACAAUCUGUUGAGCCAUCUCCCGAUGUCCGCUGCUGCCUCUGCGGGGAGUAAAACAGACGGACCGCAGGCUUUUUUUGCUGCCCAGGGCCUGCCGCUGAUUCGGGCAUCACUGUUUUGUAGUAUGGUAUCAUAGCAACGACUACGACUCACAGCGCCGACGGAUUAUUUCCGGU